UUAAAUGCCAGCAGCUCAGCAGCUCGCGGUUUUUGUGUCACUUUGACUCAGCCUGUGACAGCUGAUUAGAUGAAGCCUGGCAGCAUAUCGUGAACAAACGGGGAUGUGAAAGCGCAUACAUUUAAUCGCAGUCGCUGGGCGCGCGGCGUUUUUCGUCAGGAACGGUUGCUCCAUUUCAGUCGUCUUCCUUCUGCGCUACAUAAACGGUAGCUUAUCUGGCUAGCUCGCAGCGACAUUAUGGCAUGCGUUUAACUGAGAGAGCUCUUCCUCAUUGCGUUUACCCUAAGGGGCAGUUCUGCUUUCAGUGGAUGAUAAAUACCCAGACACUUCCUGUCAAAGUCUUGCUAACUGCUAUGGAGCCGUCCGCGGCUAUGGGCUGUAUGAACAUUGGCAAUCUGACCAGCACCUUGCCGGUGAUCCCCUACCAGAAGCUGACAGACCUGUACUACCUGAGCAGAGGGGGCUUCGGCACCGUGUUCAAGGCACAGCAUUCCGACUGGAGGACCACUGUGGCCAUCAAGUGCCUGAAACUCGACUGUCCUGUUGGAGAAAGAGAGAGGAAUUGCCUGCUGAAGGAGGCAGAGGUCCUUCACAAAGCCAGGUUCAACUACAUCAUCCAGAUCUUUGGCAUCUGCAACGAGCCCGAGUUCUUCUGCAUAGUCACAGAGUUUAUGAGCAAUGGCUCUCUGGACCUGUUGCUCCACGAGAAGGACAUGUACCCUGGCCUUGCCUGGCCUUUGCGACUGAGGAUUCUGUAUGAGAUUGCCCUGGGGGUUAACUUCCUUCACAACAUGAACCCACCCCUCUUACAUCAUGACCUAAAGACACAGAACAUUCUGUUAGAUGGUGAAUUUCAUGUAAAGAUUGCAGACUUUGGCCUGUCAAAGUGGCGGCAGCUGUCUGUCAGUAAAGGCUCAGGGUCCAAACCCACAGAGAUGGGGGGCACAGUGAUCUACAUGCCCCCAGAGAAGUACGAACCAUCCAAGAGCCGCCGGGCCGAUGUGAAACACGAUAUGUACAGCUAUGCCAUCAUUAUGUGGGAAGUGCUGUCCAGGCAGAUUCCAUUUGAAGAAGUGACUAACCCCAUGCAGAUCAUGUUCAGUGUGCUGCGUGGGACUCGUCCUGACACGAGUCUGGACAGUCUGCCCGCUGAAAUCCCCAGCCGAGAAACCCUCAUCAGCUUAAUGACCUGCGGCUGGACCUCUAACCCUGAUGAACGGCCGUCCUUCCUCAAGUGCUUGAUUGAGCUGGAGCCCAUGGUGAGAAAGUUUGACGAAAUUGACUUCCUGGAAGCCGUGUUGGAGAUCAAGAGGUCAAAGUUGAUGGGGACAUCAGGCUGUUGUGCAGCCCAGUCAGUGUGUGAGAAGAGCAUUGAGAAAGGAUCCCUGAACAUGCUGAAGGAAAGGCCCAACCCCUGGCUGGAGAGCUCCACCUCAGGCUCAGGCUCUUGUUCCUCCCAGGACACAGACAUAUCUCUACCAGGCGCCCUCACCAGCAGCAAUGUUGCACCCUCUAAAGAGGGGCUUCCAUCUUCAUUCUUGGCUCAUAAUCUGGAGCCCCCUGAGUCCUUGAAGGACAGCUGUGCAGUCAACAACCUGAACGGCUACCAGAGUGCCAGGCCCCUGAAUGAAUUGAACAUACCCAUCAAAACAGACCUGCCCGUCACUGAAUACGAGACACAGCUGGAUAACCUCCCCCUCAAGAUGCAGCCUCAGCAACAAGAAUACUCUCCUCCCUUGCAGCACUCCCCUUCCUCACAAGGCCCAAUCGCCCAGUGGAUCUCGACGCAGCGUGAGAAGAUCGUCGCCCAGAUGACGGAGGCCUGUCUGAACCAGAGCUUGGACGCCCUGCUGGCCCGCUCCAUGCUGAUGCGGGAGGAUUACGAACUGGUGAUGAACCAGCCCACGCGCACCGCCAAGGUCCGCCAGCUCCUGGACCACUGUCACCGACACAACGAAGACUUCUGCCAUAUUGUCGUCCGCAAGCUGCACGACAACAAGCAGAUGGGUCUGCAGCCGUACCCGGCGGAAAUCAGCUCCGCUAAAGCAGCCGUCCUACCCAGCGCACUGCCGCUAUCCAUGUCCUACAAUAUCCCCAGGAACUUGUAGUGGCAGUCACAGCAAAUGGAAGCAAUCCAUAUUAUAGACUGUGUCAACAUUACACUACACGUCAUCAGUGUCAACAUGGUUCCUGUCAGUGUUUGUCUCAGUAAGACUGAGGAACAGCUGGUUGAGCAAAAAGAGCCACAGGUACAAAACGAAGCCUUUGGCUUUGAAGUUAAUUUCCAUUCAUCAAGUACAGACAAGAGGUUUUAUUCUGUAUAAUCAGAAUCAAAAGAUUUUGACUGAAUCAGUGGUUUUAUUUAACGGUGUGAUGGAUUUAAUAAGGCGAUUUAUUUAUAUUCUCCUUAUUCUGAAUGGAUGUAUGGCAGGGUUUCUCUUCCUUUGGUACGUUAUGCUUUUGUCUGCAAAGCUCGGUUACCAUUAUUAUUAUAUCAUUAAGGCAUAGUGUGUGUGUGCGUGCGUGGCCUUAUUUGAAGAACGCAAACUCAGUUUGUCUGAGAAAGUGACAGAAGGACGGAUAAAAAACUGGAAAACCUCCAUUAUUAUUAUUGUUAUUGUUAGUAUUUUUAUUAUUAUUGUAGCAAUCUUAGUGUUAAAGUAUCAUGUGGUCAAGGGUUAAUAAUCCUGAAAAGUGAAGUGAAGUGUGAAUAUGUGGCCCCAGCAGCAACAGAGAGUGUGUGUGUCUUUGUAUUGAAGGACACGACCUGCCGUCAGUGAGAAAAUGCACAGUCAAGUGACGUGGAAGGAUGACUUCAGAGAUAAUGAUAGCAGUCUAGAAAUGUGGUUAUGAGCAUUCGUGGCUUCACGUCACUCAGCUGAAGUGUCAGAAUGAGCUGUGAUUUCGGUACAGUGGUCAUGUGACUGUAUGGAAAAUUUUUGCACUGGGGCUCUUUUUCCUCCCCCUCUUCUUUACCACUGAGCUAAAGAAAGUCACUGAGGCGUGGAGUAAAGAGGAAAUUGAGAUUGUAAUACAACACCCGCAUUGAGAGGGACGAGUGUGUGUCUGCACGUCUGUGUCUCGAUUAAAAGUGGGCCAAACUGAUCUGCACACAGAUUUCUUUUGGUCUUCUCAAGUCACCUCUCAGCUUACUUAAUAAUGCUCACUUCAGACACUUCAGACUCAUCUGGAUACUCCCAGAGUUGCAGUUUAUCCAUGGACUUGGAGCUAAGAUAAAGAAAAAUAAGUUUAAUAUUUUUCGAACACACCGAGCUGCUCUGCAGGAGCAUGUGACGACUGCAGCACAAUCAAAAAUGCAUUGCUUGUAGCAAACCUUUAGUUUACUGCUUCUAAGCAGUCCCAACCUUUUCUACUGUAGCUGUGCUUCCUUAUCUGCUGACAAUGACAGUAACACCUGUUCAUAAAACGAUUUUCUCUCAUUUCUCAAGUACACACACACACACACACAUACAUAUACAUGCAUUAAGACAGUAGCACCAUUUAAUGAGAGUAACACCUUUUCCAUAGUCUUGGGAUUUGUCCUUCAUUCAUACAUACAGCAUUUAUGUUCUGUGUGCCAAAAUGGGGUAGGUAAGAGUUUCCAUGACAAGAUUAUUACUUUCAGCCCUUCUUAUAGUCGUGUGUGUGUGUGUGUGUGUGUGUGUGUGUGUGUGUGUGUGUGUGUGUGUGUGUGUGUGUGUGUGUGUGUGUGUGUGUGUGUGUGUGUGUGUGUGUGUGUGUGUGUGUGUGUGUGUGUGU
Chelmon rostratus (copperband butterflyfish) is the source of this 3759-nucleotide messenger RNA. RefSeq names its product receptor-interacting serine/threonine-protein kinase 2-like. NCBI's taxonomy places the organism in Eukaryota, Metazoa, Chordata, Actinopteri, Chaetodontiformes, Chaetodontidae. The transcript has 11 exons. Gene Ontology annotation, molecular function: ATP binding; JUN kinase kinase kinase activity. The record is from RefSeq and is a predicted model, not a curated record. Gene Ontology annotation, biological process: positive regulation of canonical NF-kappaB signal transduction; protein phosphorylation; regulation of apoptotic process. Bases 243 to 2108 code for a protein of 621 amino acids.